UCUGUUUGCGAGAUGGAGCUAUGAACUUUGAUUCUACCAAUCUAAAAUGACUCCUUUGAAGUAAAUUAUUCCCUCAGUAUGUCAUUUUAACUCAUAAAUUCUUACUGAUACCAAGCUUAAAUUUUAUUAUUAAAGUUGGAUUUCUCUAAUUUCAACAUUCUUGAUCCUAUCAUGCAUAUUUUAAGAGCUUUAUUCAUAAUUUCUCAAUUUAGUUCACUCUUUUAUUAAAAUGCUCCUUAUCACUAUCUCCAUAACAAAGACUCUUCUGUUCCUACACAAAAACUACGUUCUCAGGUUUCCUAAAUAUUUAAGAAACCCGGAAAUUGUUGAAAAUUACCAUUUCCUUCUGCUUAGAAUUUUCUCUUGUUAUACUCCUUUUGCAUAAAAUCUGCGUGCUUCUUCUCUAUGUUUAUGUCUAUUAAAGCUGCUUUAAAUUAAGCCAUUCAGCUAAUUUGAAUUAGACUUCAAAUAUUAACGAAAUAUUUGCUUUCUUCUUGAUGUAUGCGAUGGCUCUUCUGUUUCUCUCCAAUGAACAGCAGGCUGCAGCCCGUUG
Molecule: messenger RNA, 553 nt
Organism: Moneuplotes crassus
Lineage: Eukaryota; Ciliophora; Spirotrichea; Euplotida; Euplotidae
Source: the annotation of a GenBank genome assembly